Molecule: messenger RNA, 2110 nt
Organism: Sabethes cyaneus
Lineage: Eukaryota; Metazoa; Arthropoda; Insecta; Diptera; Culicidae
Product: hepatoma-derived growth factor-related protein 2-like
Exons: 9
Coding region: 166-1539 (457 amino acids)
Biological process (GO): regulation of transcription by RNA polymerase II
Cellular component (GO): nucleus
Molecular function (GO): double-stranded DNA binding; transcription coregulator activity
Source: RefSeq, a predicted model, not a curated record
GUGGCGAUUCCAAAUCUAAAGUAAAAGCGCUUCGGCCAUCGGUAUUCGAUUCGUACAGCACAAUUUUACAUUAUUUUUUCAUCUUGAAAGAUAGUUCCGUCGCCUCCGGUAUAAACAGUGGUUCUCUUAGUUUAUACACAGGUUUUGCAAAAACUUUUACGAGAAAUGGUUGCCUCGAAAAAGUCUUUCAACGUUGGUGAUUUGGUGUUUGCAAAAGUUAAAGGUUACCCGCCUUGGCCAGCGAAGAUUACUAAAAUUGAGAAAAGCAAAUACAAUGUAUACUUCUAUGGCACUGGAGAGACAGCUAACAUCAAGUUGGAGGACUUGUUUGUAUAUCGCGACACGAAAGAAAAAUAUGCUACGGAAAAGAUUAUGAAACGGAAGGGCUUUAAGGAAGCCAUCAUUCAGAUCGAGUCUGCGUUAAACGGCGAGGAUCCCAGUCCUAUUGCUCUCACUGGGCAACCUACGUCAUCUUCAGUUAGUGAAAUAAAAGCGGAAGAUAUCUUCAACGCGACCGAGACCACUUUUAAUGCGUCUCGCAUCUCAGCGAAUUCGACCGUUGUUGAUAAUAAAACUGAAAAGGAUGAUAGUCCAAAUGGCGAAGAAUCCCUUAAAAAUGCCAGCUCCGGUAGUAAGAAACAAAUCAAGAAAUCAGCAUUAGCGGCAUCCACCGCCACAGCUGAUGAUAGCGAUCAUUUCUGCGAAGCGUCUACCACACCUAAGAAAAGUGGUUCCGCACCAGUGGUUGAAGAGAAAGUUGGCAAAGAAAUCCUUACUAGUCCUGCUAAAGAUCAACCGGAAGUUGUGAGUCGUAGCGGUCGCAAAAUUAAACCGAAGCGAUUUUUAGAUGGCGAAGAUGAAGAAGCAGCUGCUGCACCACCGGCGAAGAAAAAAGCACUGCCAUCAAGAGAGAAGCCGAACACUCCACCCGCUGCUGUUCCUUCGAAGAAGGCUAAUCCAUUCGAUAAAAUCGAAAGCGAACGUGUCUAUUUUCUCAAACUUGAGCGCGAGUUGGUGGAAUUAAACUUGGAAAUUAAGUCCUGCGUUGGGUUGGCGAAAGCUGAUCCUGAGAAGUGUGUCAGUUUAAUGGAAAGAUAUCAGAAAUUGAAAGUUACUCCAACGAUGCUGAAAAAGAAUCCAAACUGCGUAGAAACAAUGAAACGGCUUAGAAAAUAUGUUGGAAAUGCUAAGGCAUGGAAUAUGGCUGACGAAGAACGAAUCAAGUUUGACUUUCAAGCUCAACAGAUCCGAUCCAAGGCAGAACAGAUUUACAAUCAAUUUAAGACAAUGUUUCCGGUCCCCGAGGGUACUGUCCCGUUUUGGGAAGCUUUCUGUGAAGAAGUGAGCAAAUUCGAAGAGGCUGCCAAGCAUCUAAGCCAAGAGGAACUGUUCUUGCUCGUCGAUGAAGCAGAUCUUAAAAGCAACACCACAGAUGAGGAGAAGAAGAAUGGCAACAACACCGAUGAAACGAUGGACGAUGAGGAUCAGAACACGGACACCAGGAGUUUAUCAUUGAAAACAUCCAAUGAUAGUACGUAAAUCGCAACGGUUAAAGGCUAAAUCAAUGCGACACUAUAUAAACUACGUUCAUAUAGUUUAGUAGGUUCUAGGAAAAUACUCGAAACGAGAGUAUUGGAUUAGUUUAUGCAAACAAACAAUUGUAAAAGUAGGUUUAAAUUGCUUUUAAAUCUGAUGGAGAUACAUUGUUUUUUUUUCUUGUUUUACUUAAACAUGAAGCCUGAAAGCUUUGCAAUUAGCUCAUUUUGCUUGAAAUAGACCUCAUUUUUUCAAAAGUUUCAUCGUAAUUAAAACAAUACUUGAUAUUAAUUUAAAUAUCAGUCAGAAAUUUUUAGCCUUCAGAAUUAGUUGCGACUGCAGUUCAUAUUGCGAACUACGAAUGUGGAUUCAAGAUGCAACCGCAAAUGAAUUGAUGAUUAAUACAGUAUAACUUUUAUUGUGUACAUGAAAAAACAAGAUAAUUUAAUAAAGCUAGCAUUAGUUAAUUUUGUCAUUUUUAGUUGGCGCCUUCAGAUAGCAAAGUAAAGUCUUGAUGCUAUGUUGCGACGAAAUUUGGCCUGCCAAUAAAAUUGUCCGUGUCACUCGGCUCGCA